Messenger RNA from Saimiri boliviensis boliviensis (Bolivian squirrel monkey), 1274 nucleotides. RefSeq names its product Fas apoptotic inhibitory molecule (gene FAIM). Gene Ontology annotation, biological process: negative regulation of extrinsic apoptotic signaling pathway via death domain receptors. Lineage: Eukaryota; Metazoa; Chordata; Mammalia; Primates; Cebidae. The record is from RefSeq and is a predicted model, not a curated record.
GGGCUGUUUUGGCCCGCCAGGUUGUCGCCUAGUCUAUCCCAGCGCGGGGCCUGCGGCUGGCUCCUACCCUUCUUUCCUUGCUGGCGGGAAGACUGGACGCAGUCAGGACUUGGUGAUGUCCUGGAUGGAGGCUGAGGAAGGCCUGUGCGCCGAAGGUGCAGCCUUGGGCUAAGGCUGCGGACCGGGGUGGCGUCCGUGGCGGGGGAGGGGUGGCCUCCUGCGCUGGGAGCCUCCAGGGACCUGAGGCGCGACGAACAGUCGGCGCGUUUGGUAGGCGCGCCUGCAGAGCUUUCAGCCUCCGCGCCGGCUGCCCCGGUUUCUCGGCGAGGAGAGCAGGGCCAUGCGGCCUACGUAGCCGAGUCGUAAUCAACCGGUAGUGUGGUGCGACCGCCCCCAGAGCCUCCCGCGGCCCACGGCGCACAGCCCUCCUUACAGCCUUGAAAAAAUGACAGAUCUCGUAGCUGUUUGGGAUGUUGCUUUAAGUGACGGAGUCCACAAGAUUGAAUUUGAACAUGGGACUACAUCAGGCAAACGAGUAGUAUAUGUAGAUGGGAAGGAAGAGAUAAGAAAAGAAUGGAUGUUCAAAUUAGUGGGCAAAGAGACAUUCUAUGUUGGAGCUGCAAAGACAAAAGCAACCAUAAAUAUAGAUGCUAUCAGUGGUUUUGCUUAUGAAUAUACUCUGGAAAUUAAUGGGAGAAGUCUCAAGAAGUAUAUGGAGAACAGAUCAAAAACCACCAAUACUUGGGUAUUACACAUGGAUGGUGAGAACUUUAGAGUUGUUCUGGAAAAAGACACUAUGGACGUAUGGUGCAAUGGUAAAAAAAUGGAGACAGCAGGUGAGUUUGUAGAUGAUGGGACUGAAACUCACUUCAGUAUCGGGAACCACGACUGUUACAUAAAGGCUGUCAGUAGUGGGAAGCGGAAAGAAGGGAUUAUUCAUACGCUCAUUGUGGAUAAUAGAGAAAUCCCAGAGAUUGCAAGUUAAUGAAUUUUAACCUUAAGAAGUAAAGAUCAGGACUUUUUAAUUACUGUGGUAAUUAAAUGUGUUCAGUAUGUACUUAUUAGUACAUUUAGUCUGCAAUGUUUUUAUUUUUUAAAAAGUUACAUGAAACUGUAACAUUCCAAGGGUCAGGAAAAAAAACAAUUAGGUACAGUCAUAAAAAUUACAAUUUAUGAUGCAAAUAAUGUUACAUGUUUUAAAGACAAAUGGAAAGUAAGAUAUGGACCAAAGUCACUAAUGUUUUACAAAAGUAACCUUUACUGUAAUAAAUACU